GUCGGUGGUCUACGGUGAAGUGAGUUCACGCGUUGCACAGCAUCCAAUUCCUGGAAAAUUAUUGGGGAACAGACGAUCGAUAACGCGAUCGUUCGACGAUGAUGAUCUUCGUUCAUGGGUGUGCUGCCUGAUUUCAGACAUAAUCUUUUAUUUUGGAUUGGUAAACAGUGAGACGGCUUAGUGAUUGAACAAAGCAAAGUAUAUUUUUUUUUCGAGGAUAAAAUGAGACUGUGCAUGAUAUGGGGCUUCCUAUUCCUUAUGGGGAGACACAUCGUCUUAGCCGAUCCCGAAGCCGAUCCAUCGGAGGAGUUAUUGAAUCGAUUCCACCAGCCCAAAAAUCACAAGGAAGACAAAUGUUACGAUGAGAACGGCAGACCGCAGAGAUGCAUACCAGCGUUCGAGAACGCAGCUUUCAACGUGCUUAUGGAGGCGACCAACACGUGUGGCGAGGAACGUCCUAUCGAGUUCUGCAAGCAGACGGGCGUGCAGAAUAAGUCAUGCGAAAUCUGCCGAUACGGCGACCACUCGGCAUCUUUUCUUACUGAUCACGAUAACAACGACAAUGCUACCUGGUGGCAGUCCGACACUUUAUACGAGGGUAUCGAUAUUGACCCUACUCAGGUCAAUCUCACCCUUCACUUGGGCAAAACGUUUGACAUAACGUAUGUCAGAGUGCUAUUCGAGUCACCACGGCCGGAGAGUUGGGGUAUCUACAAACGAAAGAAUGAGAAGUCAUCGUGGGAACCUUAUCAGUUUUACUCGGCAUCAUGCCGGGACACGUACGAGCUGCCAGAAUCUAAAGAGACCGUGCGCGGCGAAGACACCCGCGUGCUGUGCACCUCUGAAUUCUCCGAUAUCUCGCCACUCAUCAAGGGCACCGUUGCCUUCUCGACUUUGGAGGGCCGACCGUCUGCAUAUUACUUCGAAACCAAUCCUGAACUUCAAGAAUGGGUGCAAGCAACGGACUUGAGGAUCACCUUGGACAGAUUAAACACGUUUGGCGACGAAGUUUUCGGCGAUGCGCAAGUGUUGAAAUCUUACUAUUAUGCGAUAGCUGACAUAGCAGUUGGCGCAAGAUGCGCUUGUAACGGCCACGCCGGAGAAUGCGUGAACAGCACCAGUGUCGACGGCAGAACUCGUAGAGUUUGCCGGUGUGAACAUAAUACCGCUGGUCCAGACUGCAACGAAUGCUUACCUUUUUACAACGAUGCUCCUUGGGGACGUGCCACGACUACGGACGCACAUGAAUGCAAACCUUGUAACUGCAAUGGAUACUCGGAUAGAUGCUACUUUGACAAAGAACUGUACAAGGCAACAGGUCAUGGAGGUCAUUGUUUGGAUUGCCGAGCGAACCGAGACGGUGCGAAUUGCGAGCGAUGUCGCGAAAAUUACUACCAACAUCCUGAGAGCAACUAUUGCAUUGCUUGCAAUUGUAACGAGAUCGGUUCGAGAAGCUUGCAAUGCAACAGCGAAGGUAAAUGUCAAUGUAAACCUGGCGUGACGGGGGAUAAAUGUGAUCGUUGCGCAGACAAUUUUUAUAAUUUUGGCUCGUUCGGCUGCACUUCCUGCGAUUGCAACUUGGCGGGAUCGGCGAACAACUUCCCCAGAUGCAAUAAUGUCACGGGAAUUUGCGUCUGCAAGGAGAACGUUGAAGGAGAACGUUGUAGCGAGUGUCGUCCGGAUUAUUUCAAUCUGGCGGUGGACAAUGAGUUCGGUUGCACCCCUUGCUUCUGCUACGGCCACUCCUCAAUCUGUCGGCCGGCGACCGGUUACUCGAAGUUACUCAUCGAGAGUAUGUUUGUGCGAGGAAAUGAACGUUGGACUGCAAAUGUAGCCGGCAAUCCGAUUCCGUUGCAUUAUGAUGCGCUAACGCAGACGAUCUCCGUUACGGCACUCGAUCGCGACAACGUGUACUUCCUUGCGCCCGACAGAUUUCUCGGAAACCAACGCGCGUCUUACAAUCAGGACUUGUCAUUCAUACUUAGAAUAGGAGAAACCGGUCCAGCUGCUACAGUUCGCGAUGUAAUCUUGGAGGGUGCAAACGGCGAGCAGAUCACACAACCGAUCUUCGGUCAGAAGAAUCGCUUGCCGACCGUCACACCCCAAGAAUAUCGGUUCAGAUUGCACGAGCAAUAUGGAUGGGAGCCUCGAUUAUCCUCUCGAGCCUUCAUGUCGAUUUUGUCGAACCUGACAGCGAUAAAGAUUCGCGGAACUUUCACGCAUCAAGGCCGUGGAUUUUUGGAUGACGUGAAGCUGGAGACAGCUCAUCGCGGCGCGGCCGGUGAACCAGCUGAUUGGGUAGAACAUUGUCAGUGUCCUGCCGGUUACGUCGGCCAGUUUUGCGAAUCGUGCGCACCUGGAUAUCACCAUGAUCCACCUAACGGCGGCCCGUUCGCCACCUGCGCCAAGUGCAACUGUAACGGCCACGCCGACAUCUGCGAGGCUGAGACUGGACAAUGUAUCUGUCAACACAAUACCGCAGGAAGCAAUUGUGAAUUAUGUAGCAGAGGAUAUUACGGUUAUCCAUUGAAACAAACUCCGGACGAUUGCAAACCAUGCCCUUGUCCUGACAAUGGUCCUUGCAUUCUUAUGGGUGAUAAUCCAGACCCCAUCUGCUCAGAAUGUCCUAAUGGCAGGACUGGACGUAGAUGCGAAGUAUGUUCAGAUGGUUAUCACGGGAAUCCUGAAAUAGGUGUGGCUUGUCAUCUCUGUGAUUGUAAUAAUAACAUCGAUUUAAAUGCGGUUAAAAAUUGUAACAAUCGAACGGGAGAAUGUCUCAAGUGCGUCAAUAAUACGGCGGGCUUUCAUUGCGAGGAAUGUCUGCCAGGAUAUUACGGAGACGCAUUGUCAGAUCGUAAGGAAGAUGGAUGUAAGCUAUGUCAGUGUUAUCCACCUGGUACUGUGGAGCUUGAUGAUGGAAGAGUCGCGCCUUGCGAUCAAUUGACAGGGCACUGUACCUGCAAGCCGCACGUUGUCGGUCGCAAUUGUGAUAAGUGCGAAGAAGGCUAUUAUCAUAUUAUGAGCGGAGAGGGAUGCACGCCUUGCAACUGUGAUCUUGAAGGUUCUUACAAUCGCACUUGUAACCCGAUAACGGGCCAAUGUCAGUGCCGAUCCGGGAUUACUGGUCAACGGUGUGACGCCUGUGAAUCCUAUAAGUACGGAUUCAGUCGUGAGGGCUGCAAGCCUUGUGAUUGCGACAGCAUUGGCUCCCAGCAGUUACAAUGUGAUCCAAAUGGACAAUGUCCUUGCCUGCCAAACGUCGAAGGUAGACGCUGCGAUCGCUGCAAAGAGAACAAACAUAAUCGUCAGCACGGCUGUGUCGACUGUCCUGAUUGUUACAAUCUCGUACAAACGGCGGUCGAUGAUCAUCGACGGCGCUUAGCCGAACUCGAGAACACCCUGCAUAAAAUCAACAGCAGUCCUACCGUCAUCAAAGAUUCAGACUUUGAGAAAGAACUCAAGAACGUCCAGGAUAGAGUAAAAGCUUUAUUGACUAUCGCCAAGCAAGGAUCUGGCAGUGAAAAUAAAACGUUGGUGGAACAGCUGGACGAGCUGCGUGAACAAUUAAAUACAAUCGACAAGAUUUAUCAGACUGUAGAUGUGACGACGGAUGAUGCACGCGAUAUAACCGAAGAAGGUUUAACGAGCAUCGAUGAAGCUGAAAAAGUUUUGGACAAAAUCUAUGAACAACUAACGGAUGCGGAGGAUUACUUGGCCUUGGAUGGAGCAAGCGCUUUGGCUCAUGCAAAAUCGCGUGCCGAAGAAGUUGGUCAGCAAAAUCAACAGAUGACUUCGAUCGCGCAGCAGGCUCGCCUACAUGCUGAAGUGAAUACUAACGAAGCCAAGAAGCUUCACAUGCUGGCAGAGCAAGCACGAAAUACGACAUUAGAGGCUUAUAAUCUUGCAAAGCAAGCAAUAUCAAAGAAUUCUAAUAUAACGAAUGAAAUAAAAGAUCUGGAAAACAAGUUAGUGCAGUUGGAGGAUCGUAUGGACGAAGUGAGAAAUCUGACUAAUAUUGCGGCGGCUAAAUCCUCGACUGUCUCUCAGGAGGCGUUAGACUUGCUAAUUCUCGAUCUAACGCUUCCCUCAAUCAACAUCGAACAAUUGCAGCAACAAGUGGAAAGCGUCAGCAACGAGGGAUUGCGAAUAAAAGAGCAGGCGCAGCUUUUAUUGGAGCAAAACGAGAAUUUUAUCAAAGAAAUGGUGGAAAAAAUUAGAAAAAGCGAAGAACUUUUAGAAAGAGCUCAAGAUCAACAAGCUGCCACAGCUGAACUUCUAGCUGAGUUGGACGAAGCGAAUGAGACUGCGAAUGACGCCAUUAAUCGUAGCAAUCAGACUCUGAAAGAAGCUCAGGAAACCCUGAACAAAUUGGGAGAAUUUGAUGCUGAAGUGCAACGCGAACGUGUCAAGGCUCAGGAUGCUUUAAAGAACAUUCACAGUAUUGAAGAAUUGAUUCGUAAUGCCAAUCAAAAAGCUGAAGAUAUGACGAUAGUGAUAAAUGGAGCGGGGAAUAGUGUCGAUAAUGCGCGAAAAGUAGCCCAGAACGCUCAGACUUAUGCAGAUAAAGCAAGCGUUAACGCGAACGAUAUUAGGAUAGAAGCGAAUAAAACAAAGAUUGAAGCUCUACGACUGGAAAGCGAAGCUCAGAAACUGCAUCUCAGAGUUGAUAUCACAGAUACGGUAAUGAAACAAUACGAGAGUCAGAUGGCUAAUGACGCUAAUGCCACAGCCGAGGCAAAUCACAAAGUCGGCCAAGCAAAGACCAAUGUGACUCUUGCAUCGCAACAAGUUGAUAAAGCUUUAUCCGAAGUAACCGAGAUUAUUAGAGAACUCGAGAAUCUGCCGGAAAUAGACGACGCAGACUUGAAUCGCCUAGAAGAACGCCUGGUCGCUGCCGAAAAAGAAAUUAAAGCCGCAAAUCUGGACCAACGAAUUCGCGCGUUGACGGACGCGAAAAAUCUACAGACGCAAUGGGUUAAAAAUUAUGAAGAUGAGGUCAACAGGCUGCGAAUAGAAGUGGAGAAUAUCGAUGAUAUCCGGAAGGCUUUACCUACUGAUUGUUAUCAACGCGUUCGUCUUGAACCUUGAAAUUUAUUCCUUUUUACCUUAUCAUUAUUUGCAUAAUUUUUUAAAAAUAUAUUAAAUCAUUAAAACAUUAAAAUUCCGCGUAUUUUGUGUUAAGACUCGAGGAUUUUUAAUUUGAUUGUUACAGCUUGAUAUGCGUGCAUGUAUUUAUGUAUGUAUAUACGUAUGUGUGUAUGUAAAAAUAUCAGAGAAAUUUUUAUUAUUUUUACAAUAUCAAAUGACAAGUUUCUUAUUUAAUCUAUUUGAUGAUUGAAAAGCAUUUUGCAUACUAGGUUAAAAUUUCAUGCAUAAAUAUAUACAUACAUACGAUGGAAAAAAAUGUUUUAUACCAAAGAUUUUCUUAUAUGUAUUGGAGGAUUAUCAUUUUAUCGUUCAAUCUGCAUCUAUUCUAAUGAUUACUAAUUAUGUAUAAAUAUGUAUAUAGAUCUGUAUACAUCCAUACAUGCAACUGCCAUAUUCAUCGUCUAGAAUGAUUUAGAAUUUAAAAAAACAAUUACGAUAAUUGGUGAAACAAUGUUUUCCAACAAUAUCCUUUUUGGAGGAACAAAACAUUCUGGAAUGAUGAAAAGAUCAUGAAUAAAACAAAAUUGAAAAAUU
Linepithema humile (Argentine ant) is the source of this 5682-nucleotide messenger RNA. RefSeq names its product laminin subunit gamma-1 (gene LanB2). The record is from RefSeq and is a predicted model, not a curated record. Lineage: Eukaryota; Metazoa; Arthropoda; Insecta; Hymenoptera; Formicidae. Gene Ontology annotation, cellular component: basement membrane. Gene Ontology annotation, biological process: substrate adhesion-dependent cell spreading; tissue development; animal organ morphogenesis.